Colletotrichum gloeosporioides is the source of this 2400-nucleotide messenger RNA. RefSeq lists its product as uncharacterized. Bases 1 to 2400 code for a protein of 799 amino acids. The transcript has 2 exons. The record is from RefSeq and is a predicted model, not a curated record. Lineage: Eukaryota; Fungi; Ascomycota; Sordariomycetes; Glomerellales; Glomerellaceae.
AUGCAACCCAAGGAAGGUGGCUCCAUAGAAGACAAGGCCUGCUCAUUCAAAGCCCUACUAGUAGAGCAGGAAGCAAGGCCAAUUCUACCCUUACAAGGGUGGAUGCGUUUACAGCGUGCUGAUCUCGACUGGAAACGGCGGAUAGAGCUGGCCUUACAGCUCAGUUUUGCUGUGAUCCAGCUAUCGCUCACCCCUUGGAUUGACGACUCUUGGAACUGGGACAACUGGGCAAUUGCGACUGACACGAUUUCGCAUCGUUCAGGGCGACCCUUACUUUUCCGCCGACGUUUUGGAUCCUCCAUUACAACCAAGGGGGCACAGUCAUCGACAUCAUCGGUCUGGUCCAUCCUUUCUCCUGAGCCCAUCCUUGCAAAACUCGGCCUUUGCCUUAUUGAACUUGCGUUCGGGAAGACGGUCUCCGAAAUACGCUGUGAAGAUGCAGGCGAUGAUGAAAUAGUGGACAACAAUGAAGUCGACUCUGAGUCUUUGGAUUUGAUCACAGCUAAAGCGCUGUUUGACUCUCAGAGAAUCCGCAACCAGUUUGGAGAGCCUUUCGAGAAUGCUGUCAAGGCCUGCAUUCACCAGCAGUUCAGAGCGGAAAAGAAUGGCGAUAUAAUUGAACUUGACUCUCGAGAUCCAUCAUUCUUGCAGAAUGCUGUGGAUUCAAUUAUUUCGCCUCUUCAGUUACAGGCAGAAACCUACCUCCGGGCUGAGUUGCGUGACAGUGUCUCUGCCAAGAACGCGCCGAACAAGACUGACCCCUCACCAACUCGCGAAAACACUACACAGCCGGUUCAUCAUCGAGAUGUUGUUGAGCCGUCGAAGGCGAGUACUCUACAGCAUGACAAGAAUGAGUCUCUCGCGGUAGAACCGGGAUCUAGCGACACACAGGGGUCCCUUUCAAGGGUGGGCCUUAACCGCGACCGCAAAGCAGACGCCGGGGCGCGUCGUGGACUUCAGACCACAGACCUAGUAGCUCAUGCUCAAAAGACCGACGUCUCACACUCAGCUGCUACAAAAACGCAUCCCGAGACGAGAGAUGUAUUGAACCCCAUGCCCCCGCAGCCUCGGGGCCGGGGACAGAACCUCCCAAUCGGAUCCGCUGGCGAGCGAAGUCAUUUACGUCUUCCGUCACCGGGUGGCCAAUCCAUAGAAGAAUCGGAGUGGACUUAUGGCUCAGUGACAGAAACGACAGAGUCUGCACGCGCAUGGGCUGCAGAGGUCCUAGACGAGCCUCCAGGGGUGACACACAAUCCAGUUCUCUCCAGCAUUGCGCCUGUGGUCUUGCGCAUCAUCCUACGGCACUUUCGUGCUUGGACGGAGAGGAGUCCUGGGCCAGGCAAUGGGACCGCGGCAUCAUCCGUCCCGCUCAGUGGCGGCCGGCAAAACAAACGACCUCGAAAACAGCCUGGUCGAGGGAGCCUUCCUGAUGACAACGGUGACGACGACGAUGACGAGGCUGAGCAGAACGGAGACCGUAAGCGAAAGAAAAACAACGAGGAUGAUGCGGACAACAAGACCCUGGCCUGUCCGUACUUCAAGAAGGACCGUCGGGUGUACGGAAGUUGCUGUGGUAGGAAGCUAAGCAGAAUCCGUGACGUCAAACAGCACCUGAAAAGACGGCAUUACCUACCGAUAUACUGCCCAGUCUGCAACGAAGUCUUCGCUCGUGAGACAGUUAGAGAUGAACAUACUAUCCAGAGGAACUGCGAGAGGGGAACAAGGCCGAAGCCCGAGGGGGUCAGUGUAGCGCAACAACAAGAGCUCAACAGACGAGCAAACAGACAGCAUUCAGAAGAUGAACAGUGGCACGCAAUCUUCAAAACCCUUUUCCCCGACGCCCCCCGGCCAUCCUCAGCAUACAUCGACCCAAGCCUCUCCGACAGCGCCUUAGCGUACCAAGAGUAUGUGACAGCCCGCGGACCCGAGAUCCUGCGACGAACUCUGGUGGAAAGCGGUGCUGUUGUCGCGUGGAAUGAAACCAACGUUGACGAUGUUGACAAUUUUCUCCGCCAUAUCUUGGGACGGGGCCUAGGGGCUAUCGCGAAGGCUUGGGCCGAGGAAACAAUACCGGUGGCUGCAGCAGUGACACCCAGCGAAGGCGAGUCACUGGAGAUGGUCAAUACCGGGGAUAUGGCCAGCGCAUCUUCCGCCUUUCACAGCAGCAGUAUUUCGUCGGCGUCAAUGGCAGACUACUCGGACUAUGCUCGCAGUUAUCCGGACGCGAUUCCUUGGUCAGGGCAGCAAGCUCCCCAAUACAAUCAGAUCCCCGAUUUGACUUAUAUGGACUUGUUGGACGAAGAAGAUGUUGAUGAGAUGCAGCGGAUCCUGUUUCCAGCCGACAUGACUGAUGUUGCGGCUUGGCAGAAUUAUACACACGGCCGGCCAACGGGAGGAUAG